AUGAAAAUGAAGAUAGUUAUAUAUAUUUGCAUUUGGGCAACUGCAUGGGCCAUUCCGGUUCCUCAGUUGGCACGGGAAAGAGACAUUGUUGAAAAGUCAGUGGAUAUAUCUCUUCUAGCACCUCCAGGAACCACAGCGCAGAAUGAGUUACCUAUCAACAACACUACUAGCAAGAGCAACGACUCCCCAGAUGGCAGUGAGAUAGGAGAGCAUGGACAUACGAAGGAGGGUUACAAAAGAGACGGGAAUGGCUCCGAGUCAAUAGACGUAGGAUGGAAGGAUUCUCUUACUCAGCCCAUUUUAGCAAACAAACAGGGGAACACUGCCGAAGAACACGAGGAUGUCGAAACAUACGAUCGUGAUGGGAUACGUGCAAGAGGAGAGAACAGUACAGCCAAUGGCAUCGGGGGCCAAGCAGGCAUUGUGGGAAAUGCCAAGGAAGCGAAGGAGAGUAGUGUCCAUGGGCAGGCUGAUCAGGAUUCAAAAACUGGAGGUGCUAGUGAUGUGAGCCAGAAUGCAGACGCUACCCUUGCCCAGGAAAAUGAGCCUCAAGAAGCCGGCAGCAAGAAUAGCACCAACCGUGAGGCUGGAAUACAUGGUAGUGGGGUGGCUACACAGGAAACACCACUUCAGAGAGAAGGGGAGGGGAGUGAGAACCAGAGGGUGGAGGUGACAGCAAGCAUCGGGGGAGAUGCUGGUUUGGAUGAUACUGAUGGGAGUCCUAGUGGGAAUGGGCUAGAGGAGGAUGAAGACAUGGGCUCUGGUGAUGGUGAGGGUGCAGAAGCAGGAGAUGGAAGGGAGAGCCAUGAUGGCACUGAGAGCCAGGAGGGCCCGUCUCAGGGGGGAAAAAAUGACCACAGAGAUCAGAGUUCAGUUAGUACUGAAGGUAAUGACUCUAAAGAACAAGAAGGCUCCCCAAAUGGACGUGAUGGAGAUGACAGCAGCGAGGAAAAUGGUGUUGAAGAAGGCGACAGUACCCAAGCAACACAGGACAACCAGAAGCUCAGUCCCAAAGACAACAGAGUUGCAGAGGGUGGGAUCAUCAGCCAGACGGAAGCAUGUCAUUUUGGGAAGAGCCAAGACCAGGGAAUAGAAACUGAAAGUUCCAACACAGGCAACAAAAGUAUUAUUACCAAAGAUUCUGAAAAACUCAGUGGAAGUAAAGACAGCAACGGACACCAUGGAAUGGAACUGGACAAAAAGAAUAGCGCAAAGCAAGGGGAGUCUGACAAGCUCCAAGGAGCUGCUGAGAAAUCAGACGCUCACAGUAACAUGGGACACAGCAGGACAGGUAGCAGCAGCAAUAGUGACGGGCAUGACAGUUAUGAUUUCGAUGACGAGUCCAUGCAAGGAGAUGAUCCCAACAGCAGCGAUGAAUCUAAUGGAAGUGACGGAAGUAACGGAAGUGAUGCUAACUCUGAAAGUGCCAAUGAGAGUGGCAGCCACGGAGACGCUUCUUACACCUCUGAUGAAUCAAGUGAUAAUGGCAAUGACAGUGACUCACAUGCGGGAGAAGAUGACAGCAGUGAUGACUCAUCUGAUACGGAUGACAGUGACAGUAAUGGUGAUGAUGACAGUGAGAGUGAGGACAAGGACGAAUCAGACAGCAGUGACCAUAACAAUAACAGUGACACUGAGAGCAAAUCAGACAGCAGAGACAGCAGCGACAGCAGCGACAGUAGUGACAGCAGUGACAGCAGCAGUAGUGACAGCAGCGACAGUAGUGACAGCAGUGACAGCAGCAGUAGCAGUGACAGCAGUGACAGUGACAGUAGUGAUAGCAGUGACAGCAGUGACAGCAGCGACAGCAGUGACAGUAGUGACAGCAGUGAUAGCAGUAGCAGUGACAGCAGUGACAGCAGUGACAGUGACAGUAGUGAUAGCAGUGACAGCAGUGACAGCAGCAGUAGCAGUGACAGCAGUGACAGCAGUGACAGCAGUGACAGCAGCGACAGCAGUGACAGCAGUGACAGCAGCGAUAGCAGUGACAGUAGUGACAGCAGUGACAGCAGCGACAGCAGUGACAGUAGUGACAGCAGUGACAGCAGCAGUAGCAGUGACAGCAGCAGUAGCAGUGACAGCAGUGACAGCAGCGACAGCAGUGACAGCAGUGACAGCAGUGACAGCAGUGACAGCAGCGAUAGCAGUGACAGUAGUGACAGUAGUGACAGCAGUGACAGCAGCAGUAGCAGCGACAGCAGCGACAGCAGCAACAGCAGUGACAGCAGCGACAGCAGUGACAAUGGCAAAAGCAGUGACAGUAGCAGCGACAGCAGCAGCAGUGACAGCAGUGACAACAGCAGCGACAGCAGCGACAGCAGUGACAGCAGUGACAGCAGCGACAGCAGUGACAGUGACAGCAGUGACAGCGACAGCAGCGACAGCAGCGACAGCAACGACAGCAGCGACAGCAGCGACAGCAGCGACAGCAGUGACAGUGACAGCCAUGACAGCAGUGACAGCAGUGACAGUGACAGCAGUGACAGCAGCGACAGCAGUGACAGUGACAGCAGUGACAGUGACAGCAGCGACAGCAGCGACAGCAGUGACAGUGACAGCAGUGACAGCAGUGAUAGUAGUGACAGUAGUGACAGCAGUGACAGCAGUGACAGCAGUGACAGCAGCGACAGCAGUGACAGCAACGACAGCAGUGACAGCAGCAGUAGCAGUGACAGCAGCGACAGCAGUGACAGCAAUGACAGCAGUGACAGCAGUGACAGUGACAGCAGUGACAGCAAUGACAGCAGUGACAGCAGUGACAGCAGUGACAGCAGUGACAGUGACAGCAGCGAUAGUGAUAGUAGUGACAGUGACAGCAGUGAUAGUGACAGCAAGUCUGGUAAUGACAACAGUGACAGCGACAGUGACAGCGACAGUGACAGCGAGGGCAGUGACAGUAACCACUCAACCAGUGAUGAUUAAAGCAGAGAGAAUCCCAUGAGAUCCU
Messenger RNA from Mastomys coucha (southern multimammate mouse), 2947 nucleotides. RefSeq names its product dentin sialophosphoprotein (gene Dspp). Gene Ontology annotation, biological process: dentinogenesis; odontoblast differentiation. The transcript is spliced from 4 exons. Bases 1 to 2922 code for a protein of 973 amino acids. Gene Ontology annotation, cellular component: cytoplasm; nucleus. Gene Ontology annotation, molecular function: collagen binding. Lineage: Eukaryota; Metazoa; Chordata; Mammalia; Rodentia; Muridae. The record is from RefSeq and is a predicted model, not a curated record.